Molecule: messenger RNA, 1675 nt
Organism: Somion occarium
Lineage: Eukaryota; Fungi; Basidiomycota; Agaricomycetes; Polyporales; Cerrenaceae
Source: the annotation of a GenBank genome assembly
AUUGGAUACUUGACUGAUCCUUUAGAGUCAUUGACUAUACUGUACAAUGCUUCGAACUAGUACUCUCCUUCGCCAAGUCCCUGUGGCUUGUCGGACACUCGCUUUGGCGCCCGCUUCGAGGCGGACGUUCACGUCUAGCUUGCUAAGGCUCAAACCUGCUUUGACAAGUAAGGGUACUGAUGUUUCAGGUUCAGCUGGCGUGGAGGGUCUUCAUAGAAAGGACACGCCGUCAGCUACGGCAGUUCUUGAGACACAAUCUGGUGAGAAAGUAGAUGUCUCAGCUGGUGUCCCUUCAAUUGUGAAGGGUGACUGGGUUCUCUUCCACCCUGUUUACUCUCCUGAAGAGCUUCGUGCUGUGCAAGUGUUGCAUCACGAAGCUAAGACCUUCUCAGACAAAAUUGCGGUCUAUUUCGUAAGGCUUCUAAGAUGGUCCUUCGACUUAGUUUCUGGUUAUAAACACAAACCUCUCCCACCAAACAGCAACAAUAUGUCGCUUGAGGAAUUGCGAGAGGGUGGUUAUAUCAUGACCGAACAUGCGUGGUUGAGUCGAAUGCUCUUCUUGGAGAGUAUUGCCGGCGUACCUGGUAUGGUAGCUGCUACGCUUCGUCAUCUUCGAAGUCUUCGUCUCAUGAGACGAGAUGCUGGUUGGAUCCAUACCCUCUUAGAAGAGGCCGAGAACGAGCGUAUGCACCUAAUGACUUUCAUGGCCGUCCGUAAACCUUCUUGGUUCUUCCGUAUGCUGGUGCUUGGGGCACAAGGAGUUUUCUAUAAUUUAUUCUUCUUCUCAUAUCUGGUAUCCCCACGUACCUGCCACCGAUUCGUCGGCCUUCUUGAAGAAGAGGCAGUAGUUACCUAUACCCGGUGUAUCCAGGAAAUAGAGGCCGGCCAUGUACCAAAAUGGGAAAACUACCCAGCACCCGCCAUCGCCAUUGACUACUGGCGUAUGAAACCCGAUGCCAAACUCUUGGAUGUCAUCUACGCCGUCCGAAGUGAUGAGAGCACUCAUCGGUUUGUCAACCAUAGUCUGGCGAACAUCAAUCCAGACAAGGACGUGAAUCCGUUUGCGCUUCGGGAACCUAACAUGCUCGUCAAAGGCGGAAAGCUUGCGUUUGAGAGGGACGAGGCGGAGCAAUAUGUCGAGGAAUCUCUGCACAUGAUCGACGAAGGUCGACAGAAGCACGACGAUCCUCAACAGAGCCAACAUCAGCAGAGUCAACAUCGCCAAGCUUGAGACUGUCUCUAGUCUCGUUUCGGCAUUUACCUUCUGUAACUUUCUUGGCUCGCAUCUCGAUUAUUCUAGGAUCUCACGGACUUCUUCACACACCCCCGCUCGUACCUUAUUGUAUCAGUGUCUUUACCCGACUCGGACGAGAAUUUGGCGUCUUCGUUCGGAAUGCAGUCGCUGUCAUAUGUCGUGUAUUUCUACCAUUUGCUACCACAUCUCUACUCUGAUGAAUAUUAUUGAAUGACCAUAUGACUUCAAUCUCGUCCGGACUUGGGUAGGGCUUGGAGAGUGUGCAUCCAACCCAAGUCCAACUAGUAUUCGUCGGUUAUUGAGAGUCGUGGAUACCUCGAAAGAUUUCAAGCUGUGUAGAGAGUCCGGUGUGUCGUGUGAUGAAACUCUCAACCGUAUGUUCAGCCUGCAAUUGUGCAUUUAUCGAGAAUCGUGAUUCCC